Messenger RNA from Heterotrigona itama, 936 nucleotides. Lineage: Eukaryota; Metazoa; Arthropoda; Insecta; Hymenoptera; Apidae. The record is from the annotation of a GenBank genome assembly.
AAAAUUUUCCGAGGGACGUGCUCGAUCUUCUUCAACGCGGUCUCCGUAUAAUCGUCAAGGUUGGACAAGUUGGACCAGGAAGAAAAGAUGAACAAAUUGGUGGUUUUGGUGGGACUUGUUGCCGCGUCCGCGAUGGCUGUGCCCAUGCCUGAUUCUAGCACAGUUCAGUUGAACAGGAAUCUCGAUUGCUUCGAGCAAGAGAACGAGCUGUUCAGCUGCGCGUUCGUCAAGACCGUCAGCGCGUUGGAUAGAGCUGCCAGGUCUAGUGAUAUCGAGAUUGUCGAUGGUGUGAAGUUUGUGAGGGAAACGCCAAUGGAACGCAGCGGUAAAGAUCUGAAGACGGAGGUCGAAAUGAUGAACGAACUGCCGAGAGAUACGUCGGACAGAGCCAUCAAACUCGCCACUAUGUUGUUCGAAUCGGUCGUAUCGUUCAUGAAGUCCCACAGUCUGAAGCUGAGCAUGCCCGAGGAGGGUUCAAUCUCCCGCGCUCUUGACGAAGGUCGCGCCAAAAUGAAGAAAAUGGCACUGCCUCUGAUCGCCGCGGCGGGAGUGAAACUGUUCGCCCUGAUUCCAAUUCUUCUCGGAGGUCUCGGUCUCCUGGUCACGAAAGCCCUGUUUGUAGGAAAGAUUGCCCUCCUGUUAGCCGGAGUGUUGGCUUUCCAAAGAUUAUUCGGCGGCAAUAGUACUGGAGCCGCCAAUUUCUUUAGCAAGAACACUCAACCAUCCACCGGAUGGAUUGACAGCGCUAAUCAAGGCUGGUCAACCAAUGUCGCGGCAGGUGUCCAACCUCAGGGAUACUACAAGAGAAGCUUCGACGUCGGAAACGGAAAAGUGGAUGCUCAUUCGAUGGCAUACUCGGCGCAAACGCCAAUCACGAACGAAACCAAUUAAAAGAAGACGACGAUCUCGAGUCCACGUUUUAUGAGGAACGAAAGA